Molecule: messenger RNA, 2392 nt
Organism: Haliaeetus leucocephalus (bald eagle)
Lineage: Eukaryota; Metazoa; Chordata; Aves; Accipitriformes; Accipitridae
Gene: SLC41A2
Product: solute carrier family 41 (magnesium transporter), member 2
Exons: 10
Coding region: 143-1864 (573 amino acids)
Biological process (GO): monoatomic cation transport
Cellular component (GO): plasma membrane
Molecular function (GO): monoatomic cation transmembrane transporter activity
Source: RefSeq, a predicted model, not a curated record
AAAAACAUUUUUGCAUGCAAAAAAGGAUCAUUUUGGCUUAUCUGUUUUAAAAUCAAGGGUGGCACUCAAUGACUAAUCUACAAGAUUUCUUUGCUGACAUCUGAAGAACAAAGUGCUUUUCAACCUGUACUUCCGUAGCACUAUGACUAACUGUAAAGGCAGAUCUACCGUCUCCAAAACAAGUAGUAAAGUUCAUGACAGAGAAGGUUUUGUAAACUGGACCAUAAAUCUUAAUACAAUUCAGUCUGAUAAAUUUUUGGGACUGCUUUUGAGUAUGGUUCCUGUUGUUUACCAAAUAAACCAGGAUGAAAGACACAAAAAAGUGAAUGGUGUCUGGCAAGAUGGAUUACAACCAGCAGGACACAAUUUUAAUGUUAGGUCUGAACAACACACAGAGUACCAUCACUUCUCAGAACCGGGUUUUCAUGGUAGUAAUGGACACAGCCCAUCUAGCUGUAGCCCUAAAUACGAUAAUUUUACCAGUUAUAAUUACUGUGAUGGAAUGGACACUUCAGAAACAGAUGCUAUGUUGCAGGAAGACAAUCUAUCCAGUGACAGUAAUGAAGAUAUCAUUGUGGAAGGAAGUAGAAAACAACCCAAAGAAUCUAGUAGUAUUAUGGCAUUACAGAUACUCGUACCUUUUUUGCUAGCAGGAUUUGGAACUGUUUCUGCUGGCAUGGUUUUGGAUAUUGUACAGCACUGGGAUGUGUUCAAGAAUGUUACUGAAGUUUUUAUCUUGGUUCCUGCACUUCUUGGUCUCAAAGGAAAUUUGGAAAUGACCUUGGCAUCCCGGCUGUCAACUGCUGUAAAUAUUGGAAAAAUGGAUUCUCCCAUUGAGAAAUGGAACCUAAUAAUUGGCAACUUGGCCUUAAAACAGGUUCAGGCAACAGUAGUUGGUUUUCUGGCAGCAGUGGCAGCAGUUAUAUUGGGCUGGAUUCCAGAAGGCAAAUAUCGCUUUGAUCAUUCAGUCCUUCUGUGUUCUAGCAGCGUAGCAACUGCCUUCAUAGCUUCUCUUUUGCAAGGAAUAAUAAUGGUUGGAGUUAUUGUUGGAUCAAAGAAGACUGGUAUUAAUCCUGACAAUGUUGCCACUCCUAUAGCAGCAAGUUUUGGAGAUCUUAUCACUCUUGCUAUACUAGCAUGGAUAAGUCAGGGUCUUUAUACUUGCCUUGAAACAUAUUUCUAUGUAUCUCCUUUGGUUGGUGCCUUUUUUUUGGCUCUGACUCCGAUGGGGAUUGUCAUAGCUGCCAAACACCCAGCUACCAGAACUGUCCUCCAUUCAGGAUGGGAGCCUGUCAUAACUGCCAUGGUUAUAAGCAGUAUUGGUGGCCUUAUUCUGGACACAACUGUAUCUGAUCCUAACUUAGUUGGAAUUGUUGUUUAUACCCCAGUAAUUAAUGGUAUUGGUGGUAAUCUAGUAGCUAUUCAAGCUAGCAGAAUUUCUACCUACCUCCAUUUGCAUAGCAUUCCUGGAGAGCUGCCAGAAGAAGCCAAGGGUUGCUAUUAUCCAUGCAGAACUUAUUAUGGUACAGGAGUAAAUAACAAAUCAGCCCAAGUUCUGCUUCUUUUGGUGAUUCCUGGACACCUGAUUUUCUUGUACACUAUCCAUUUAAUGAAAAGCGGACACACUUCCUUAACUCCUAUCUUUAUAGCAGUAUAUUUGUUUGCAGCUCUGCUACAGGUGUUUACUCUGUUAUGGAUCGCUGACUGGAUGGUGCACCACUUCUGGAAAAAAGGAAAAGAUCCUGACAGUUUUUCUAUCCCUUAUCUUACUGCACUGGGAGAUCUGCUUGGAACUGCCUUAUUAGCGAUAGGUUUUCAUUUUCUGUGGCUCAUAGGUGACAGAGAUGGCGAUGUUGGAGACUAAUUAUUCCAAUGGAUGCAAUGACUUUUCCUGGAAUAUUGACAAGACCAAUCAUUCCACUUGAAGGUCCUCAACGUGAUCGUUCCGUUUGGUAUAAGUAAAUCAAGUUGACACAGUUAUAAAACAACCUUAAUGAUUUUAGUUUGGUUUGUUUUUUAAAAAACAGGAUGGAAAUAGGAGGAUACUUGAGACCUUUACUCUGAAACCGAGGUGGAUUGCUGCUAGUUGAAAAUAUCUGAGUAGACACAAUGAAGGGCAGAUCAAUCCUUUAUCAAGUUUUACAUUUUUAAAAGGUCUGGUCUUUUAAAAGAACAGUUCCUUACCUGCAUUGCAAACAAGAACAAUCUCUAAUUGCUCAUUCAGUGGUGAUGAAGAAGAGGGUAAGACCCAGUCAGUGGCUUGCCUUGUCUUUCCCUCCCGGGAACAAAGUGGGUAUAUAUUUUCAUCUUACCACAGAAGGGGUUAGUAGACCUCAGAUGAAUUCAGUUUCAUAGACAUUAGUUGAUCAUAUGUUCUUAUCUUACAAUUUCA